Messenger RNA from Lingula anatina, 2570 nucleotides. RefSeq lists its product as uncharacterized. The record is from RefSeq and is a predicted model, not a curated record. Gene Ontology annotation, biological process: biosynthetic process. NCBI's taxonomy places the organism in Eukaryota, Metazoa, Brachiopoda, Lingulata, Lingulida, Lingulidae. Gene Ontology annotation, molecular function: L-2-aminoadipate:2-oxoglutarate transaminase activity; pyridoxal phosphate binding.
GACUGCCUUGAACUCGUCUGUUGUUGACAGAAUUUAAAAACUUGGUUGUCUACGUCUCAUUACUCCACAAUUAUGGAAAACGAAAGCACUGCCGAUGCUACAACAAGGAUGCGGCACCGAUUUUUGUUUGAGGAACUUGGCUUUGUUAAUGAAGAGAUAGUGGCGCUGAAUAUGGGAGCCCCUGGGGAGGCAGCUCUGGUAGACUCACAAGAAAUGUUGGCUAAAGCAACCGAAAAGAAACUAGCUGCCCCCAGUUCCAGGUACUUGUUCCAGUAUGGUCCCAGAGUAGGAGGUGAUGAUUAUAGAGAAGAACUGGCCAAGUUCCUCAGCCACAAUUAUCAGGACUCAUUAGACAGGGAAGACCUGGUCCUUACUGCAGGGGCAACACACGGACUAUCCCUGGUCACCACCCUUUUCUUCCAACCUGGUGACACCAUCUUUGUAGAGGACCCAACCUACUUUAUAGCCAUUAACAUGUUAAGAGAAGACUAUGGAAUGAAUAUUAUAUCAGUUCCCACUGAUGAAAAAGGAACAAAUGUUGAAGAGUUUGAAAAAAUAUUAAAAACUGAAAAAGAGAAGCAUGGCCACAAAAGGGAAUUGGGUCCCAAAAGACCAUUUUGGUCCAUGUUGUACCUCAUUCCAACAUUCAACAACCCCACAGGGAGAGUAAUGGCACCCGAUCGCUGCAUGUCCCUGAUCAAGCUUGCCAGAAAACACGAUUUGCUACUCAUGUGUGAUGAUGUUUAUAACUUGCUGACCUAUGACCCUGCAGAGCCCCCGCCACAACGCCUACUGGCCUACGACAAGAAGACCGAUCCAGAUUUCCAAGGUCAUGUUAUUUCUAAUGGGACAUUUUCAAAGAUCUUUGCUCCUGGGGUCCGCGUGGGUUGGAUUGAGGCAUCUCCACGGAUAGUAAAUUUACUUAAAGAAAGUCACACAUUACAAAGUGGAGGAGGUGUCAAUCACUGUAUGGCAGGUAUAUUGGCAGGUGCCAUGGAAACGGGGAUGAUGUCACAUCACCUAGAAAUGUUGAAGAUGAAAUAUGCAAAAAACAUGAAACAGGUGUGCAAAACAUUGAAAGAUAAAUUGCCAAAAGGAGUCGAGUUCAGUGAACCUAAGGGAGGCUAUUUCAUAUGGCUGACACUUCCUGAGAGUGUGAAUUGUGAGGAACUCGUUGAACUGUGCAAAAGGAAAUACAGACUGGAUUUCAUGCCUGGAUCAUGUGCGUCACCUAAUGCCAACUUCAAGAACUGUGCCAGGAUAUCUAUAAGCUACUUUGAAGAAGAGGUGCUCCUGUCUGCAGCUGACAGGUUGUGUCAGGCUAUGAAAGCAUACAUGGAGGGGGAGAGAUAAGCAGUGUUGACAAUGUUGACUUUGACCCCAGGUUCAGAGGGGCAGAUGGAAGCUGUCCUCUGGGUCUCCUGGGAGGUGGUCAGAAUUUUCAGGUUUACAUUGAUGAGUAUUUAAUUUUUCUGUUGGAAGACGAUCAAAAAUAGAGGAUGGAUCAACAGAGGUUAUUUGAAAGACUCAAAAAGUAUCUCUAGAUCUGCCCUGAGGUUAUGGAAUGACCUGAGAUAUGGAACUGAACCUGAAGAUUUCAUUUGUCAUUUUUUUAUGCACUGCAUAAAUAUUUGCUGUUGCCAUAUAGGUUUCAGGUAGCUGUUACAAUGUGUUGUACCAGUGUUGCACAGAAGUGAUUCUUGGUAUUUAUAGGAUAAGCAUUAAUGAUUAGUGAUGAUAUGGGUGAUGAUAUGAAUAGAAAAAUGCUAACUAAACUGUUGUUUUAGCAUAUUUCUGUUAUUAUAAUGACACAUACUUUAUGGGUAAAACUUUACAGGAUUGACAAUAAAACUAUCAUAGGUAUAUGCAAAAUAUAUGGAAUUAUUCUCCCCUUCCUGAAAAACUGUUCAAUUUAAUUUAAUUCAAUUUAAUUCCCUUCACCAUUUUUGAGUAACCUUUUGAAAUAUCUUGUCUGCUACCAAACAGGCACAAAGACAAACCAAACCUAAAAUAGAUAUAACCUUCUUUGAUGGCAGCUGCAUCUAUGCAUUGAUGGUAAACCUGUAUAAAACUUGAAAGAGGGGAAUUGAUUUACAUGGGAUCAUUUACAUGUUUACCAUUUGAGAUAAAAACUUGAAAAUUUUAUAAAUAUUGUUGAGAUUUUAUAAAAAUUGUUGAUAACAUUUUGACAAAAUGUUUUAUAUAUUGCAAAAUAUAUUUUUAAAAUAUUUUUCUGAUAAGAUCAAAUUCUUUUAGUUUCUACAAAAAAGAUUGUUAAUUUUAUAACAAAUGCAUAUCUAUUUUUUGUAGAUAUUGAUUUGUUUUUGAUUCUAAGAUAAUGUGUGCUAUAUUUAAAUAACAUUUUGAUUGUAGUAAUUAUUUUGCUAAUAAUUUUCUGUGGGCAAAAGGUUAAAGGUGUCUAAAGUAUGGUUGUAAACCUAAUAAAUUUGACAGAAUUUAAGUCUAAUGUAUUAUUUUAUUGUCUGUGAGGGAAGAGGAUGCGAUUCAUGAAGUACAUUAUGAGAUUAUGUCUUGAAUAUGAUUAAAAAAGUUUUGAGUUCAAAUUUCUU